Histoplasma mississippiense is the source of this 474-nucleotide messenger RNA. RefSeq lists its product with no specific name. Lineage: Eukaryota; Fungi; Ascomycota; Eurotiomycetes; Onygenales; Ajellomycetaceae. The transcript has 3 exons. Gene Ontology annotation, cellular component: nucleolus. Bases 1 to 474 code for a protein of 157 amino acids. The record is from RefSeq and is a predicted model, not a curated record.
AUGGCGCCCGCAAACGAGUACGUCAGCGGCGGCGGGAAGCUGAAGAUCAAGGGCGCGCCGGUGCUUGAGGGGCGGGUUGGGAAGAAGGGGAACAAGAAGCGGAAGAAGGAGAAGGAGAGAGGAAAGGUCAAGGAGGGCGCGAAUGAGGGGCCCAAUGGGAGUCGUGAUGAAGGAGCGGAUGGGAUGCGGAUGAAAAGCGGUGAAGGGGAGGGUGCGGUGAGGUCGGAUGGGGAUUGGGAUGGGAGUCGGAGUCGAAGUCGGAGUCGAAGUCGAGGUGUGAGUGAGGGUUUCGACAAGGCUGUGGUGAACAAGACGGAGGCGGAGAGAAGGUAUGAGGAGGCGAGACGGAAGAGGCUCGACGAACGCCUCAAGCGCGAAGGCUUCAAGACACAUAAGGAGCGCGUGGAGGAGUUGAACAGGUAUCUCAGUAAUCUGAGCGAGCAUCAUGACAUGCCCCGAAUCGGACCGGGUUAA